Molecule: messenger RNA, 1113 nt
Organism: Penicillium argentinense
Lineage: Eukaryota; Fungi; Ascomycota; Eurotiomycetes; Eurotiales; Aspergillaceae
Product: diacylglycerol/polyprenol kinase family protein
Exons: 1
Coding region: 1-1113 (370 amino acids)
Biological process (GO): phosphatidic acid biosynthetic process
Cellular component (GO): endoplasmic reticulum membrane
Molecular function (GO): ATP-dependent diacylglycerol kinase activity
Source: RefSeq, a predicted model, not a curated record
AUGCCUUCAACACCCGACAACGUCCCAGAGACUCCCCGAGUCAUCUCCCCAUCGCCCUCCUUCUCCGACAGAUCUGACGCACGUGACGAGUAUCCUGCACCGACAACACGCUCAGCAUCGCGUCGCCAACACCUGUCGGGGGUCUCAGAAGAGAGUUCUGGCUCGGGCAGAUCUCGUAGCCCGCCCCCGGUGACACCUAGGGGGUCAACACGACAACGCCGGUCAAACCCGAUGAUUCCAGCCUCGCCGCCAUCUGCCAAUGGGAAAGACUCCAAUGGUUUUCUGUCGCCAAAACUUCCAGAUGCCUUGCGUGACGUUUCGCGAUCACCAUCACCGCUGGGUCUCAUUCCUCUGCAUUCCCGCUAUCGCAAUUUCAUUCACCGCCAUGAAAUACCUCGCAAACUGUUGCACGUAUCGAUCGGGUUCUUAACCUUAGGCCUCUAUAGCCGAGGAAUCCAGACACUGCAAAUUACCCCAGUGCUCUUCUCUGCGCUAGUACCCAUCGCAGUCACCGACAUUGUCCGCCAUCGCUCAGAGAAAGUCAACAAAUUUUACAUUCGCUGCGUAGGAGCGCUCAUGCGCGAGACCGAGGUCUCUGGCUACAAUGGUGUGAUCUGGUAUCUCCUCGGCGCCUACGUUGUCCUACGCUUUUUCCCCAAAGAUGUUGGUGUGAUGGGUGUCCUCCUUCUCAGCUGGUGCGAUACCGCCGCUUCUACAGUUGGCCGUCUAUACGGUCGUUACACGCCCCGCCUCCGACCCGGAAAGAGUCUGGCUGGCACCCUGGCCGCCUGGUUUGUCGGAGUCGUCACCGCCGCGACCUUCUGGGGCUGGUUUGUUCCUUACAUAGGAACUUUCCCCAAUGACCCUGAAGAUGCAUUCAUGUUUACUGGUCGCUUGAAUUUGCUUCCAAACUGCGUUCGGGGUCUUCUGGGAUGGCGACCCUCAUCGUCUGGAGUCAUCUCCGGUCCUCUGGCCCUCGGCGUCAUGAGCGUUGUGUCUGGCGUUGUGGCGGCCGGCAGUGAAUUCAUUGAUCUAUGGAGCUGGGAUGAUAAUUUGACAAUCCCCGUCCUGAGUGGGCUUGGGCUUUGGGGAUUCCUGAAGGUAUUUGGCUGA